AUGGCGAAUCCAAAAACGAUUCAAGAAAUCCAGGAGAAGCUGAAAGACCGGUUGCGAGGAACUCAAUAUGAGUCUUCCCACCUGGAGCCGUUGACUGGUGGCUCGUCAAAUUUCGUUUAUAGGAUGACCUUAUCAAAGCCUCUAGAUGACGAUGCAACUUUGAUCAUCAAACAUGCUGAAGCGCAUAUGGCCGUUGCGCCUGCGAACAAACUCAAUAUGAGUCGCUGUCAAAUUGAGUCAACUUGCUUGACCGCACUCGCCUCAUUCAAUAUUCAGACAAGUAUCGAGAGUACGCCCCGAUAUACUGUCAGAGUACCUCGUUUCUAUCUCUGUGAUGAGAAAAAUGGGGACCAAAUCAUUGAAGAUUUGCACGGUGGAAUAAAUUUGAAACAAUAUUUUCUGAAGGAUUUCCCCUCGAACAUGCAGAACCUAUCGCAGCCGAAUCUUCACAUACUUGGCAAGGCAUUGGCACAGUACAUUCAGGCCUUCCAUUUGAACGCUCAGAAUGAUCGGCAAAUGCGUGAUUUGGUUAAGCUUAACCAACGCAUGCAAGACAUCAGACACGAGACCAAUUACGACUGGCUCCUACAGCGAAUUGAGAAGUAUCCGGAUAUCCUGGAGGGUUCACGAGUCAUUUUUCAAGAGGUCAAGAAGAUGGCCGUACGGGAGCUUCAUAGUCCUGAUACGCUUGUUCCAAUUCAUGGUGACUAUUGGCCGGGAAACAUUUUGUUAAAGCAAGGAUCUCUUCAAGCAAAGAGUGACGUGGAUAUUUUUGUGGUAGACUGGGAGAUGGCUCAGCUGGGACCUUCAGCCAUUGAUCAUGGAGAGAUGGUUGGUGAGAUGUAUUGUCUGUGGUUUUAUAGAAAGAUUGAUGCUGGCUUGUGGAUGAUUCAAGGUUACGCAGAUGGGCUCGGCAAACAGACAGAGGAUCAGACUUGGAGAACCAUCCUCCAAAUAGGAGUUCAUUUGCUUACUUUUGGAACCAUUGCCCCUAAUUGGGGAACCCCCGAGCAAGUCAAGGAUCUGGCUAAGGUGGGCAAGGAGAUCGUGGUAAACUCUUGGAAGAAAGAUCGUUCAUGGGUCGAAGGGACAGAAUUCGCUUGUUUCUUUGCUAAUACCUCUGAGUCUGCAUAA
This is a messenger RNA of Penicillium malachiteum, 1134 nucleotides long. RefSeq names its product phosphotransferase family protein. The record is from RefSeq and is a predicted model, not a curated record. The transcript has 3 exons. Lineage: Eukaryota; Fungi; Ascomycota; Eurotiomycetes; Eurotiales; Aspergillaceae. The coding region runs from base 1 to 1134 and encodes 377 amino acids.